AGGUAAAAGAAGAGAAAGAAAAAACUAGGGCUCUCACUGUGACUUCAACUGAUGAAACAACGGAUAUGGCAUCUUCUUUGGUUAAAUUCGAGGCUACCGCUGCCUAUUCAUUAUCUGUUGCAAAGGAAUAUAUCAACGGUUUAAUGCCCAUCUUAGAGAAAGAAACUGAGGUAAAAGAAGACCAGUCUCUAAUUACUAAGGCUCCCCCUGCAACUUCAGUCAGUGCAAUGAAAAGCGAGACUUCUUCCUUGGCUAACUUCGAAGCUACCACUGCAACUCAGCUGUUCACUUGUGCACAACGACAAGCAGGCACAACGAAAGACGAAAACAAAAACGAUAGCAAGGUACAUCCUCCCACCACACCUUUAUCAAGUACAUCCACGAGUAGCAAUGUAUCAUCAGAUAAGUCUACCGUUAUUGAUGAUUUCUCCACACCUACUCCUACCGCCAGUACACCCCUCCAUUCCUCUGAGCACAAACAAAGACUUCAGUCUACAAGAGGUCUAAAUGUUUCUGGUGAUAUUGCUAGCCACAAACAUAAGCAUCGCUCCAGUGUCGACAAAGACUUACAAACUACUGGUAGCAAUUAUACCAGUAACAAGAACAGUAAAGUAUCAAAACCUCAUGGACCCCUAUUUUUCAAGGAGUCUUGGACUGAACUAUUCCAUGAUCCAGCAUACUUGAGGUAUACUCGGCCGACACCAGAGUUCCUCAAUGAAAGCGCAAAUGAAGGACCUUUCAGUACUGGCUAUGAUUCCGAAUGUAUUUAUUAUCCUAACUGUACCAACCGAAACUGUAAAUUCAUUCACCCUGGACCUGAUAACAAUCCUCACGUCAAACGCUUCCACAGUUCUUCCAAAAAGCAAUGGUCAAUUGCCGAUCGUAUUGAUAGACAAGCACAGUCUCAUCCUCCUGUUUGGAAAUCACGUUGUACUCAUUGGCCAUUUUGUACCAACAAUAAUUGUAAAUACGCGCAUCCUAUUAAAGAAUGCCGAAUGGGCGAAGAAUGCACAUUUAAAGAACGUUGCAUGUUCCUUCAUCCUAGUGAUUAUAUGGAGCCACCAAGAAAAUAUGGCAACAAAAGACAUACCCUUCAGUAACCAACAUAAAUGCAUCGAUACAACUUACUAUUUUAUUCUUCUACUAAAUAAACAAUUCAGCUUAUAUAAAUGAAACAAACGAUAUAAGUUCUUCUCUUUA
Molecule: messenger RNA, 1200 nt
Organism: Mycotypha africana
Lineage: Eukaryota; Fungi; Mucoromycota; Mucoromycetes; Mucorales; Mycotyphaceae
Exons: 3
Coding region: 66-1100 (344 amino acids)
Molecular function (GO): metal ion binding
Source: RefSeq, a predicted model, not a curated record